Molecule: messenger RNA, 2619 nt
Organism: Eutrema salsugineum
Lineage: Eukaryota; Viridiplantae; Streptophyta; Magnoliopsida; Brassicales; Brassicaceae
Product: ABC transporter G family member 20
Exons: 1
Coding region: 221-2437 (738 amino acids)
Cellular component (GO): membrane
Molecular function (GO): ATP hydrolysis activity; ABC-type transporter activity; ATP binding
Source: RefSeq, a predicted model, not a curated record
AUACACAAAAAAGGCUACGUGUGUGUAUGAAUCAAAAGCUACAAAACCCAAAGUUAGAUAUUUAGAGAUCACCAAACAAAUUGACAAGUUUCUAUCUCAUUUAUUCCAUCCAAACAUCCUAUAAAAGUCUCAUUUCUAUCAAAACUAUUUUGUGGGUAAAAAACUUUAGACACAUUAGCUGAGAGGUCAAAAGGUUUUUAACCAGACGAUAUUUCACGUGAUGUCUGGUUUGCUCGGUAAAUUAUCUCCGGCCAGACGGGUUGUAAACGGCGAUGACCUUCCUCUGUUUUACAAUGACCAGAAAUCAGUGGAUCUUCAGAGAUGUCAAAGGAACACACCAAAAGUGUCUAUCACACUUGCGGAGCUUCUCAUGAGUGUGGAAGAUGAGCAGAAUGGCCAUAGUCGGGCUUUGGAUGUUGCGGUUGCCUCCAAUUUCUGGUCCUCGGUUCCGUCUUAUUCCCUGUCUUCUUCUUCUCCGUUCGUUCUUUCCUUCAAAGACUUGACUUACAGCGUGAAGAUCCAGAAGAAGUUCAAUCCAAUUCCCUGUUUUUCUGCUUCUGAUGGUAAUGACAUGGAUAUGAAUACCAAGGUGCUGCUGAAUGGUAUCUCUGGUGAAGCCAGGGAAGGAGAGAUGAUGGCCGUUCUUGGAGCAAGCGGGUCAGGGAAAUCAACGCUUAUCGACGCAUUAGCCAACCGGAUUUCAAAAGAGAGCCUACGCGGUGCUAUCACCUUAAACGGGGAAGUUCUUGAAUCCAGCCUGCAUAAAGUCAUAUCGGCUUAUGUGAUGCAAGACGAUCUCCUCUUCCCGAUGCUCACCGUGGAAGAAACUCUGAUGUUUUCAGCUGAGUUCAGGCUUCCAAGCUCGUUAUCUAAGAAGAAGAAGAAGGCUCGGGUUCAAGCUCUGAUUGACCAGCUCGGUCUAAGGAACGCAGCCAAAACCGUGAUUGGUGAUGAGGGACACAGAGGUGUGUCUGGAGGAGAAAGGAGACGGGUCUCAAUUGGAAUCGAUAUAAUCCAUGACCCGAUCAUCCUCUUUCUCGAUGAGCCAACCUCAGGCCUCGACUCCACAAGUGCCUACAUGGUUGUCAAAGUGCUUCAGAGAGUCGCACAGAGUGGCAGCAUAGUCAUCAUGUCGAUACAUCAGCCGAGUUACAGAAUCUUGGGCUUGCUUGAUAGGUUAAUCUUCCUUUCUAGGGGAAACACAGUUUACAGUGGCUCCCCAACACAUAUCCCUAGAUUCUUCUCAGAAUACGGUCACCCAAUCCCUGAAAACGAGAACAAGACGGAGUUCGCGCUCGAUCUUAUCCGCGAGCUUGAAGAUUCGCCACAAGGAACAAAAACUCUAGUCGAGUUCCACAAGCAAUGGAGGGCAAAGCAAAGCUCAAGACAGAGCAGAAGAAACACCAAUGUGUCUCUCAAAGACGCAAUCAACGCAAGUAUCUCGAGGGGGAAACUAGUCUCAGGAGCAGCAAACCUGAAAUCCUCAUUUCAAACAUUUGCAAACCCGUUCUGGACUGAAAUUCUUGUAAUUGGCAAACGAUCUAUGCUAAACUCAAGAAGACAACCUGAGCUUUUCGGAAUCCGUCUAGGAGCUGUUCUAAUCACCGGAAUCAUCCUAGCCACAAUAUUCUGGAAACUAGACAAUUCCCCGAGAGGUAUACAAGAACGCUUAGGGUUCUUCGCAUUCGCCAUGUCUACAACGUUCUACACCUGUGCAGAAGCAAUACCAGUCUUUCUACAGGAACGCUACAUAUUCAUGAGAGAAACUGCUUACAACGCUUACCGGCGAUCAUCAUACGUCCUUGCUCACACAAUCAUCUCGAUCCCAGCUCUAAUCAUCUUAUCCGCUAGCUUCGCCGCCACGACUUUCUGGGCCGUUGGUCUCGCCGGAGAUUCCGAGGGAUUCUUCUUCUUCUUCUUGACGAUCCUCGCAGCGUUUUGGGCCGGAAGCUCAUUCGUGACGUUCCUAUCAGGAGUAGUCUCGCACGUGAUGAUCGGAUUCACGGUGGUUGUAGCGAUCCUCGCCUAUUUCCUCCUCUUCUCCGGAUUCUUCAUCUCCCGAGAUCGAAUCCCUCUCUACUGGAUCUGGUUCCACUACCUCUCGCUCGUGAAAUACCCAUACGAAGGAGUCCUGCAGAACGAGUUCGAAGACCCGACGAAAUGCUUCGUCAGAGGGAUCCAGAUGUUCGACAAUUCGCCGCUGGGACAAGUUCCGGCCGCCGUGAAAAUCAGCCUGUUGAAGAGCAUGAGCGGCGUUCUGGGGAUUAACGUGACGGCGGAGACGUGCGUGACGACGGGAAUCGACAUUCUGAAGCAGCAAGGGAUCACAGAGAUUAGCAAAUGGAACUGCUUGUGGAUCACUGUCGCUUGGGGUUUCUUCUUCAGGGUUCUCUUCUACUUCACACUCUUGAUUGGAAGCAAGAAUAAGAGACGCUGAUUUACAAUCUAAUUUCUGUAUAUUUAAAUAAAUUUUUAAAAAACGAGAUUAGAGUAAGUAACAUAAAGGUUUGUCAUAUUUUAUUUUCUUUUUACUUUCGAAAAAAAUGUAACUAUUUGUAAAUUUUCUUUUCUUAGCUAAUCCAUUACUGAUGUUUUUAUGUUCUUUAAAAUCUCUCGAUG